Messenger RNA from Oreochromis niloticus (Nile tilapia), 2739 nucleotides. RefSeq names its product methionine adenosyltransferase 2Ab (gene mat2ab). The record is from RefSeq and is a predicted model, not a curated record. The coding region runs from base 1 to 1191 and encodes 396 amino acids. The transcript has 9 exons. Gene Ontology annotation, molecular function: methionine adenosyltransferase activity; ATP binding. Gene Ontology annotation, biological process: S-adenosylmethionine biosynthetic process. Lineage: Eukaryota; Metazoa; Chordata; Actinopteri; Cichliformes; Cichlidae.
AUGAUGAACGGACAGAUGAAUGGUUUUCAUAACUCCCUCAUUGACGAGGACUGCUUUUUGUUCACGUCAGAGUCCGUCGGAGAAGGACACCCCGACAAAAUCUGUGACCAGAUAAGCGAUGCAGUUUUGGACGCCCAUCUGAAGCAGGAUCCAGAUGCCAAAGUUGCAUGUGAGACUGUUGCCAAGACUGGGAUGAUCCUAUUGGCAGGUGAGAUUACCUCACGGGCCACGGUGGAUUACCAGAAAAUUGUUCGUGACACCAUUCGUCAAAUUGGAUAUGACGACUCCUCCAAAGGAUUCGACUACAAGACCUGCAAUGUUCUUGUGGCCCUGGAACAGCAGUCUCCUGACAUUGCUCAGGGUGUUCACAUUGAUCGCAAUGAGGAGGACAUCGGAGCUGGGGAUCAGGGUUUGAUGUUUGGAUAUGCCACUGAUGAGACUGAGGAGUGCAUGCCUCUCACAAUCGUUCUUGCCCAUAAGCUGAAUGCCAAGAUGGCUGAACUGCGCCGCAAUGGCACUCUUCCAUGGCUCCGACCAGACUCAAAGACACAGGUUACUGUACAGUACCGCCAGGACCGCGGUGCCAUGCUGCCAGUGCGUGUGCACACUAUUGUCGUCUCUGUCCAGCACGAUGAGGAUAUUUGCUUGGAGGAGAUGAGAGAUGCUCUGAAGGAGAAGGUCAUCAAGGCGGUUGUUCCCUGCAUCUACUUGGAUGAUGACACCAUCUACCACCUGCAGCCCAGUGGUCGUUUUGUCAUUGGAGGCCCACAGGGAGAUGCUGGCCUCACCGGACGUAAGAUCAUUGUAGACACUUACGGAGGCUGGGGGGCCCAUGGUGGUGGAGCCUUCUCUGGGAAAGAUUACACAAAGGUGGAUCGCUCUGCUGCUUAUGCAGCACGUUGGGUGGCCAAGUCUCUGGUGAAAGCUGAGCUUUGCAGGAGGGUGCUGGUCCAGGUGUCGUAUGCCAUUGGAGUUGCCCAUCCCCUCUCGAUUUCUAUCUUCCACUAUGGGACAUCCCACAAGAGUGAGAGGGAGCUACUUGACAUCGUGAAGAAGAACUUUGAUCUCCGGCCUGGAGUCAUCGUCAGGGAUCUGGAUCUGAAGAAACCCUUGUAUCAGAGGACUGCAGCCUACGGCCACUUUGGCCGAGACUCCUUCCCUUGGGAGGUCCCCAAAAAACUCAAAUACUAAACCUGUUAAGCUUUUACCCCCAGGCUUGUUGGUGUAUACUACAGAGAAGCCUCCAAGGUUCCGGGGGUGAAAUGCCCUUAUCUCUCAUAUUGGUACCAUUUAACACAUUAACCCCUUUCCUCACUCCACCUCCCUCUUUUGUCUUGACUGUUUUUCUGCUGAUUGCAGUAUCGUGCUGGGUCCCAGGAGGCAUGCCUCAGAAACUUGAUGUUUUAAAGAACUAGAUGGGUUCCAUGAACUCAUGCACCGUAGUACUUACUGUUCUCCCAUGUCUUGAAGUCUCUCCCCCCCCCCGCUUCGUGUUGUGAUGCGCUGAGUAGCGGCGUUCAGUCCUCGUUUUUGGCAUUCCACACUCGUCACUAUGGUCAGUCUUCUAUCACUGUCAUGGUGGUAGCAUAAUAGGUUGUAUGUGAUAUUCCUCUUAAUUUACUGGUGCUACUAACGAGUCUGCAUGACAUCUAAAAGAGAAAAAUAAUUUCAAAGUGCUCUCAAGUGCAUAAUUUGGAGUCUUGUGAGCUGGCUCUGUCCCCCACAAAAAGCUUAGCUUCUCUCCAAACAUUACUCCUGUUGUCAGCCUGGUACGGUUGUUCCUUGACCCCCAGUGUUCAUUAUCCUUUGUUAACUUGUUUUCCCCUCAUCCUUGUGGAGGAUGCUAGAAUGGCACAAUUAAAAUUCAAGGGUUGUUGCUGUUUUCACUAUUUAAAAAAAUAAAUAAAAAAUGCUAUGCAUUGCAGGCUAAGGGGCAAGCCAAAUCCUAAUUAUUCAAGCUCUUAAAUGAGCAUUAGGCCUCAGACACCCCUACAGACCUUUGCUGUUUUCUGACGUAAUACAGAAAAGUCAGAAGCUGCUGUCACUGCUCUGGUCUGCAGAGGUUUUGGUUAUACUUGAAGGUUAUGGGAAAAAUUGAAUUGCUUAUGCAUUGAAAUUCAAUUUUAAACUAGUCAUUUAAAAAAAAAAACUAGUUUCACUUGCUUUUUUUGUAUGGUUUGAAGUGACCUAAAGACUCAAUUUCCCUCAAGUUUAUUGAUGGCAGGUGUAGCUACAGAGAAACCUGUUUCAUCUUUAUCCUUAGAGGGGUGUGUUCUUUGCCACAGUCUUAUUGGCUAGGAAUUAAACCUCAACACUAUUUAUUUGUUCUCUGAAACUCGGCGUGGAUACAGAGAAGCCGAAAUUUCAGAAGGCAGCUUUAAACAAACUUGGGUAUUAGGUCUUGACUUUCUUGUGACUUGGUCAUUUUGGUGUUUGGCUUGAGGCUCCAGAGUGUUGUACAGAAAAGCUUUGGACUGCCUCGGCAAGAAAGUGUCACUGGCUAAUUGUAAAUGACUAUUUUACAACCGUUUUUUUGUUUUGUUUGUUUUUUGAACUGCAGAACUUAUUUUUUUUUUUAGGCAGGUUAGUUAUUGAAAAUCCCAUUUUUAAAAUAUCUGGUGCAAUUAUUAUUUUUGGCUCUUGCCUAUCCCCGUUACUGUGAUGGCAACAUUUGGUUGGUGUAGUACAGAGAAACCAGCCUUGUUUACAUGUCCAUCUCGUGUGUGUGUGGGAUAGAAA